AAUAAAACAAACAGUGGUCGGGAAAAUUACUGCAGGGAAAGAGGAGAGAUGCACAUAAUUCCCGCGGUGCAUUAUUAAGCGUCAUAAAAUCUAAAAUCCAGCCAUACAAUUAUUUCCUAAAACAAAGGAAACGGAAACUUAAUUUUGGUCAAUUACUUAAAUGAAUACUUAAAAUGCAGCAACUGGGGGGCACAGAAACUAAACUGGACAGGAUUCUCUUAAACUUAGGUUCCCUCUCUGCUGCCUCCGGCACAUGGCACACCGGAACUAACUGGAUGGACGCACAGAAAAAAAAAAACACAGAAGAAGAAAAUGCGAUGUCGCAUUCAGUGACAUCAUCAUAGUGGGCUGAGCCUUUGUAACACCAAUAAUAGGGGAGUUCCUCGGGACCUCCGGCAGGAACUCCGAGGCCGCUCCUCUCUUUCUCUUGUGUCAGAGCCUGGUGCGGUUCGGGAGGCUCGGAGGAGCAGCUGGAGCGGAGAUGGAGAUCGAGAGGGAAGUGAAGAAGAUGUCUCUCGGCCAUGAGUUCGGAGCGGGGACCGCUUGUUUGAAAUGCAAGGACAAGUGUGAGGGCUUCGAGCUGCAUUUCUGGAGAAAAAUUUGUCGAAACUGCAAAUGUGGUCUGACGGAGCACGGCGUGCAGAUGAACACGGAGGAGAACAAGAAGGUCGGCAAACUUUUCGAGGACACCAAGUUUACCGGCCUCAUUGCCAAGCUGAAGACGGACGGCUUCCCCGGGUACCCGGGCAGCAUAAUGACCAUCACUUUGCCCAGCCCCUCCACCGCCCACAGCGUCUCCCCCACUGCCUCUUCAGCCGCCGUCGGACCUGCAGCCUCCGCUGGAACGCCUGUGGCUUCUUCACUAGUCAGAGCUCAGGUUCAGCCUCAGCCCACUACUGUCAGCGUCACACCGGUCAAGGCUGACAAAGUACCACUGACCGCGAGCGUCACCACAGCCAAUGUGGAGCCGGUGCCCAAAGAUGCUCCCAUGUAGUCGGUCACCUAUGAGUGGGCCCCACCGGUCCCCAACAAACAUCUGGCCGUACGCUACAUCCAGCUGCUCCCCCCAGAGAAGCGUCCGGUGGCCGGUACCGAAGGAGCCGUUUAUCGCCGGCAGCAGAUGGCGCAGCAGCUGCCUGAGCAUGACCAGGACCCAUCCAAGUGCCACGAGCUAAGCCCUGCCGAGGUCAAGAAUAGAAAGUAGAAAGAGGAGGCCCUGGGGGUCGGGGAUGUCCUGCUGCCGGCAGAGAUAGCUCUUGUCCAGGCAGUCAGGCAGGGCGGAGGUGUCGCGGGGGCUGGAGGUAAGCCUGGCUCGGGUGCUGGUGUUGGUGCCAAUGCUGGAGGUGAGGUUGGUGGAACUGGACCAGGGAUCGUGAAUGCUGGAGUUGGUUCCGGCUCCGAAAUUGGAGGACCAGGAGCUGGGCCAGCGUCGGGACCUAAAGCAGGACAGUCUGCUGGCUUUGGACCCACCGGAGGAGCCAUGGGAACUGCUGCUACUGCUGGAGCCAUGAACAGCGGACAAGCACUCAAGAGCUUUUCAUGCCAUCACUGCCAGCAGCCCAUGCAGCAGGGCGAGCCGGCUGUCUACGCCGAGCGGGCCGGCUACGACAAACUUUGGCACCCCGCGUGCUUCGUGUGUCGUACCUGCAACGAACUGCUGGUGGACAUGAUCUACUUCUGGAAGAAAGGCAACAUGUACUGUGGACGACAUUACGGAGACAGUGAGAAGCCUCGCUGUGGCGGCUGUGAUGAGCUGAUCUUCAGUAACGAGUACACCCAGGCCGAGGGACAGAACUGGCACCUGAAGCAUUUCUGCUGCUUUGACUGUGACUGCAUCUUGGCUGGAGAGACGUAUGUGAUGGAGAAUGAGAAACCCAUCUGCAGGCCCUGCUACAUGAAGAACUACGCUGUGAAAUGCUCCUCCUGCCAGACUGCGGUCGACCCUGAAGCUCAGAGAGUCUCCUACGACACUCUCCACUGGCACGCACAGCCGCAGUGCUUCAAGUGCUCCGGCUGCAGCAAGGGCCUGAUCGGCCAGCGCUUCAUGGUGGUGCAGGGCUUCGUCUUCUGCUCCGUGGAGUGCAAGAAGAAAAUCCUGAACUAGAGCUCCAGAAAAACCAAGAGCAGCAGAGGAGUUAUGGUUUCCACUGUUGAGACCUCACUGUAAGAGCAAGAGAUUGUACUGCUGUUGGGGUUCAGGGGCGUCCUGCUUUGAUGCACCAUCUGUAUGAUUCUUGGUUCAACCUGUGUUUGUUUAGUGAAGUUCUGGAAAAAUUCCCCCAUAAUCAUCUCUGGUUCCUUUUGUAUGCACUUCUUUAUACACUGCAGUAGUGUAUUGAUUUAUGGACUUCAUGAUGAAGUCUUUGAAUAGAUUUAUCUAACUGCUCAUGAGAAACAAAUUCACAAAAUCCAUUUUGACAUUUCCUGCACUGAUUUGGGGACCAUGUGAGGGGGUGUUUACGGGGGCUCUCUGUAAAACCUGCUUUAUUUUUCACCUUCAGUUUCCUGCUGUGGUGGAACGUUUUUCUCAUUCUCCAAGCUCUACUGCCCUGAAAGUUUCAUUAAAAACACGAGUGAGAUGGUAAGAGCUUUAUGACACUUCAAGGUCAUGAGUAAUAUAAAGAGACUGAAAUGUAAAUCUAAUGUUUGUAACUCGACCAAGUACUGUAUUCAUUCAGUGUGAGAAACAUCCCGAAGAAGAAGGGAAGUCUAAUGAAACUCACCUUUAACUUUUUCUCUCCAAAUGAUGAAAGGAAAUGCUGCA
This is a messenger RNA of Oryzias melastigma (Indian medaka), 2764 nucleotides long. Its product is annotated as testin-like. The record is from RefSeq and is a predicted model, not a curated record. Lineage: Eukaryota; Metazoa; Chordata; Actinopteri; Beloniformes; Adrianichthyidae. Gene Ontology annotation, molecular function: zinc ion binding.